GCGGAGCUCAGCGAGCCCGGAGCAGGGAGCAGCCCCCCCACGGCCGGCCUCAGUCACCAUCACACCGCGGGAGGCGGCGCAAACAGCCAGUCACCACCACCGUCCGCACCGAACAGCCGCCGCCAUGAGCAGCGAGGCCGAGACCCAGCCGCCCGCCGCCCCCGUCCCCGCGGCGGCCCCCGCCGCCCCCGCCGACUCCAAGCCUAACGGCGGGACCGGGAACGGGGGCAGCGGCCUGGCCUCGGCGGCGCCUCCCGCCGGCGGGGACAAGAAGGUCAUCGCAACGAAGGUUUUGGGAACAGUGAAAUGGUUCAACGUGAGGAACGGUUACGGCUUCAUCAACAGGAAUGACACCAAGGAAGAUGUGUUUGUCCAUCAGACUGCCAUAAAGAAGAAUAACCCCAGGAAGUACCUCCGCAGCGUAGGAGAUGGAGAGACCGUGGAGUUUGAUGUGGUUGAGGGAGAAAAGGGUGCGGAGGCAGCUAAUGUUACAGGUCCUGGUGGAGUUCCAGUGCAAGGCAGUAAAUACGCAGCAGACCGUAACCAUUACAGACGAUAUCCACGUCGUAGGGGUCCUCCACGCAACUACCAGCAAAACUACCAGAACAGUGAGAGUGGGGAAAAGAACGAAGGAGCAGAGAACAUACCAGAAGGUCAAGCCCAGCAACGCCGUCCCUAUCGCAGGCGGCGGUACCCACCUUACUAUAUGCGUAGGCCCUACGGGCGUCGACCACAAUAUUCCAACCCUCCCGUGCAGGGAGAGAUAGUGGAGGGUGCUGACAACCAGGGUGCAGGAGAACAAGGCAGACCAGUCAGGCAGAACAUGUAUCGAGGUUAUAGACCACGAUUUCGCAGCUUGACUUUCAGGGGUCCUCCUCGUCAAAGACAGCCUAGAGAGGAUGGGAACGAAGAAGAUAAAGAGAACCAAGGGGAUGAGACCCAAAGUCAGCAGCCACCUCAACGUCGGUACCGUCGUAACUUCAACUACCGACGCAGACGCCCAGAGAACCCUAAACCACAAGAUGGCAAAGAGACGAAGACAGCCGAACCACCAGCUGAGAACACGUCCGCUCCCGAGGCCGAGCAGGGCGGGGCUGAGUAAAUACCGGCUUACCAUCUCUACCAUCAUCCGGUCAUCAAAGAAAAGACUUAAGAAAUGAAGAAGAAAAGAAAAUGAAAUUCCAGCAAUAAGAAAUGAAC
This is a messenger RNA of Gymnogyps californianus (California condor), 1200 nucleotides long. RefSeq names its product Y-box binding protein 1 (gene YBX1). Gene Ontology annotation, cellular component: nucleus. Gene Ontology annotation, biological process: regulation of gene expression. The transcript has 8 exons. The record is from RefSeq and is a predicted model, not a curated record. The coding region runs from base 125 to 1102 and encodes 325 amino acids. NCBI's taxonomy places the organism in Eukaryota, Metazoa, Chordata, Aves, Accipitriformes, Cathartidae. Gene Ontology annotation, molecular function: nucleic acid binding.